AUGUCCGUCAAUGACCGCCGCGCUAGCUAUAUGAGCGCUCCGCGACCCCGCGUCGUCUCCAAUCGCGUCGAUGCCGAUAGGCCCAGUCGCGGCGCCGCAUCGCCGCAGCAGCCAGACAACAUGGAUUCUUUACGGACAAGCACAUCGAGUCAGAAGCAGAGAUUGCCCCGAGAUCAGAAAAACAUGACCGAAAAACGUACGGAGCGGACUGUGAUCACAACAAGGGAAAAGGCGGUGCGGAGGAACCCUAUCAAGGAGUCCAGCGCUUCUAAUCGCGGAGAAUGGGACAAGUCAAGGACCAAGAAGACAAAGACGGCCGAUGGGAUGAGCCCGGUUGGGAAUAGGAGGGAACAGGAUGCGCCUGCUGCACCAUGGGAUCCCCAUGCCUCCCUGAUUCCUCAUUCGACUGCUCCUCUCGCCUGUCGUGUAUCUGUUCCUCCGUUGGCGUCGACCGCUCCUCAAUCGCUCGCUCCCCGACCAUUUCGAGAGCUUUCACCCGAUGCUCAGGAAGCUGCCAUUUUGGAAGACCUUUUGUUCGUGUUUAUGGGCUUCGAGGGCCAGUACAUCCAUUACCACAGUACCUAUGACCCCUCUGUUGAAAAGGACCGCUUGACGGGUCCCGUAUUCCAACUGGCGGGAGGCUUAGACCCGACAUUGCGCGACCUCACCCAGUCUAUGCUCAAGAUGGCAACGCAUUACAGCGCUAUGGAGGCGUUUGUGGAAGUCCAGAGUCGUGCCGAGUAUGGAGCCGUAUGCCAUGCACUCUGCGCAUCCAUUCGGAAGAUCCUCAAGGACUACUUGAUCCUUAUCGCUCAGCUGGAAGGACAACAACUGAACAACCCUUCCUUUACCCUGCAUCAACUUCACCUCCAUACGAUGCCAACCAGUCAAUGUUUUACUCAGUUGUAUUCGAUAGGUCAAGAGCUCCUGCGACGCAACGGACUUUUGGAUUCAGAUGAACUUGACGAAACGAUCGACGACUUUGACGACGUUGAUAAUAUUCUUGAACAACUCAAGGAAGGAGGCGAUCUUGUACCGGGCUCCAGCAGGAAGGUUUGUAAAGGAGGCAAUGUCUUAAGACUCCUAACGGAGCGCCUUGCGACCUUUUCGGGCGACCCGACGACCAAGACACUUAUUCAGACUCUAUUGCGUGACGCCAGUCGACCAUACAUGAACAUGUUGAACGAAUGGUUACACCACGGUGGCAUCAGAGACCCCCACGCAGAGUUCCUCGUCAAGGAGCAAAAGUGGAUCAAGCGGGAAAAGCUCGAGGAAGACUACACGGAUGAAUACUGGGAAAAGCGCUAUACAAUUCGCGACGAUGAGGUUCCCCCACAGCUCGAGGGUGUCAAGGAUAGAGUUCUUCUAGCCGGCAAAUACCUUAACGUGGUACGAGAAUGUGGUGGCGUUGAUGUCAGCAAAGCUGUCAAAGAUGUUCCCAAAACGCUUGAUGAUCCGCGUUUCCUGGAAAACGUCAAUGCUGCUUAUACCUACGCCAACGCCUCUCUUUUGAACCUACUUCUCACGAAAAACUCUCUCACAACCCGAUUCCGCUCGCUCAAGCACUACUUCUUCCUCGAUCGAUCCGACUUCUUCUCCUACUUCCUUGAACUAGGUGCAUCUGAGUUGCGCAAGAAUGUGAAUGUUGUCAAUGAGGGCAAGCUUCAGUCACUGUUGGAUCUUGUACUCCGUCAGCCUGGCAGCAUUGCUGCACAGGAUCCAUUCAAGGAGGAUGUCAAGGUUCGGAUGAACAAGGUUGGCCUUACAAAAUGGUUGAUGCAAGUGGUCAGUGUCUCGGGCAUUGAUCAGGACCAUCCGGAAGCCGCAUUUGAAAAGCAGGCGACUUCUGCGCAGAGCACCGACGACGACAACAGCAUUACUGGGUUCAGUGGACUGGAGCUGGAUUAUUCGGUGCCAUUCCCACUUUCCCUCGUCAUCAGUCGUAAGACUGUGCUGCGAUACCAAUUAAUCUUCCGCCAUCUGCUGUCCUUGCGACACGUGGAGACAUUGCUAGUCACGUCAUGGGCAGAUCAGAACAAGGUGGCCAGUUGGCGACACAAGCCGUCAGAUCGAAGACUUGAACUGUGGAAGCGACGCGCAUGGAACUUGCGGGCCAAGAUGCUUAUAUUUGUUCAACAUCUGUUGUAUUUCUGUACCGCGGAGGUUAUUGAACCUAACUGGGUGGCAUUGAUGGACCGUGUGAAUGGCGCCGAUGCCAAUGGGUCCGAGGUGACCGUGAAUGGGUCAAAACAAGUCAACCGGACUGUUGAUGAGCUGAUGCAGGACCAUGUGGACUUUUUAGAUACUUGCCUGAAGGAAUGCAUGCUGACUCAGGCUAAGUUAUUGAAGAUCCAUUCCAAGCUCAUUACUUGUUGUACUAUGUUUGGCCAAUGGACAGCCUCGUCGCUUUCGCGGGCUCUGAGUUCAGCAGAUCCUGAUUUGGCAGGGGACAAAGCUGGAGGACUGGACGCUCGCCCCUAUGAUCCAUCCCGAAUUGUGAAGCUUGAAGAGACUCUCAAGCGGUAUGAGGAUCAUUUCAACCGCCAUUUGCGGAUUCUGAUGGACAGUCUCAAUUACUUUGCCGCAACUGAAAGUGUGGUGUUGUUGAAAUUAGCACACUCUCUUAGCUCCAUCAGCAAAGAAGACUGA
Penicillium cataractarum is the source of this 2649-nucleotide messenger RNA. Its product is annotated as gamma-tubulin-complex subunit SPC97. Gene Ontology annotation, cellular component: spindle pole; centrosome; equatorial microtubule organizing center. NCBI's taxonomy places the organism in Eukaryota, Fungi, Ascomycota, Eurotiomycetes, Eurotiales, Aspergillaceae. Gene Ontology annotation, biological process: microtubule nucleation; meiotic cell cycle; spindle assembly. The coding region runs from base 1 to 2649 and encodes 882 amino acids. The record is from RefSeq and is a predicted model, not a curated record. The transcript is spliced from 4 exons. Gene Ontology annotation, molecular function: gamma-tubulin binding; microtubule minus-end binding.